Symphalangus syndactylus (siamang) is the source of this 1242-nucleotide messenger RNA. RefSeq names its product small ribosomal subunit protein eS21-like. The record is from RefSeq and is a predicted model, not a curated record. Gene Ontology annotation, biological process: translation. NCBI's taxonomy places the organism in Eukaryota, Metazoa, Chordata, Mammalia, Primates, Hylobatidae. Gene Ontology annotation, molecular function: structural constituent of ribosome. Gene Ontology annotation, cellular component: ribosome.
CAAGGUAGGGGUAAGUUGCAAUCAAGAACUUUCCUCUAGCCCUCUAGGCAGAGAAGAGAGCAAGUGCUUCCCCUUCACCUUCUGCCAUGAUUUUAAGUUUCCUGAGGCCUCCCGGCCAUGCUUCCUGUACAGCCUGUGGAUCUGUGAGUCAACUAAACCUCUUAUCCUCACAAAUUACCCAGUGUUUUCCACUGGCUAUUACUCACCCAAAUGGAAAUAUCAAGUAAGCAGUUGGAUACACAAGUCUUGAGUUCAGGAGGGAAUGAAAUCAAAGCUGGAAGUAGUAAAUCUGGGUACCAACCACAGAUAGAUGGGAUCAACACCAAGCUAAUACAUACAAGGAUCUGCUAUUUAAACACCAGUUAUGAACCAUGCUAAUUCUAUGAUCUUGAGAAAAUAACGACUUUACUCCUCCAUUUUCUCGUCUGAAAAACGGGAAUGAAAGUAAUGCUUUUUAGGAUGAUUGUGAGGAUUAAUAAAAUAAUCCCUAGUACCUGGGUAAGCACUCCAAGAAUGCUAUUGUAACUGGUUUAUAUUAUUUUCCACAACUGCCUUUACACUUGCUCUGGGUAUGGCCUUUUUAAGACAACUAAAGCCUGAAUGCUUUCCAUGGGGUCCACUCAGACACGCUUGCUCAUUCAAACUCUGCAAGUCCUGGAGGCUUACCCCUCUGCUGGCCCAAAUCCUCACCAGCCAUCUCAAAUAGCUUCAGCCAGCUUUGCACCCUUGGAAUUCUCCAGGCUAGAGAAAGGCACCAGCCUCAUGGAGUGAUACAUCAAAAUCCGCUCUCGGUAGACGUCUUCCCUUCGAGAUUUGCUUUGAGGGCUGCCCUAACCUGGCAUAAGAGGACAAACCCUCAGCUUUCUCUCUUGCGCGCGGUGUGGUGACAGCAGGCACAGCCUCGAAAUGCAGAAUGACGCCGGCGAGUUCAUGGACCUGUACGUGCCGCGGAAAUGCUCCCCUAGCAACCGCAUCAUCGGUGCCAAGGACCAAGCAUCCAUCCAGAUGAACGAGGCCGAGGUUGACAAGGUCACAGGCAGGUUUAAUGGCCAGUUUAAAACUUAUGCUAUCUGCGGGGCCAUUCGUAGGAUGGGUGAGUCAGAUGAUUCCAUUCUCCGACUGGCCAAGGCCGACAGCAUCAUCUCAAAGAACUUUUGACUGGAGAGAAUCACGUAUGUGGAAUAUUUGUCAUAAAUAAAUAGUGAAAACCUAAAAAAAAAAAAAAAAAAAAAAAAAGACAAA